AUGUCAAGAUAUCGAGAUAUCGAGUCUCCGCCCAGCCCCGCCCUCCGAUACCAGGAUAUCGAGAUAUCGAGAUAUCGAGUCCACGCCCUGCCGUGCCCUCCGAUAUCGAGAUAUCUAGAUCUCGAGAGAUCGAGUGCAGGCGAAAAACAGUUUGUAAUCGCCGACGAGAAGAACGUGAUUGAGCAGGAGGGCUCCGAGGGCAAACUGGACGUCUGCGGCGAGGUGCUAGCGGACCUGGGAGUGCAGCCUGCGCUCGAGGAAGUACUACACGGAGCUGCUGAAGAUAGUGGCCAAGAUGACCGUGAGCGGGGUGAUGGUCAUGAACGCGCUGGUUCCUCCAGCGAUGGCGUGACGACCGCCGACGGGGACAUCCCGGACUUCUUCGGCGGCCUCGAGAAGCUGGUAGAGAUGUUUGUUCUUGAUGACAUGGUGUUGCAGGAUUGA
Messenger RNA from Prorocentrum cordatum, 444 nucleotides. The record is from the annotation of a GenBank genome assembly. NCBI's taxonomy places the organism in Eukaryota, Dinophyceae, Prorocentrales, Prorocentraceae.